Messenger RNA from Pomacea canaliculata, 2330 nucleotides. Its product is annotated as tetratricopeptide repeat protein 14-like. Lineage: Eukaryota; Metazoa; Mollusca; Gastropoda; Architaenioglossa; Ampullariidae. The coding region runs from base 61 to 1866 and encodes 601 amino acids. The transcript is spliced from 15 exons. The record is from RefSeq and is a predicted model, not a curated record. Gene Ontology annotation, molecular function: nucleic acid binding; protein binding.
ACACAAACACUCUAUUGUCUUGAUGACAAACCUGUGAAAUUCUAUCCCAUAUCAUUGGCAAUGGAUGUUCAUCUUCUGGAUAAAGCUCUGAACUGUUAUGGGUCAUCACUCCUUCAUCAGCUAGAAGCAGAACAUGGAGAUGCUGCAGUUAUUCCAGUGGCUUUGCGCAGAAAAUAUUCUGGCAUUGCAACAGUUAACAAAGACUUUUGGUCUUCCGAGGAUAAAGAAAAUGGAGAAUUUAAAGCAGCUGUUGAAAAGUUUAUUGCUAAAAAAGCUGACCUUUUGUUUGAAUCCAAACACCAUCGAAGUGUGACGAAGGAUGUACUAGAGGAGAACCCAGAAGAUGUUUAUGGCAUACUUGCACCUUUGGAAUCCUUCAUGCAUGUACCACCUGAUCUGUGUCAUCAGCACUUCUAUGAGAGCCUAUCUGUGGAUGAUGUUGUAAUUGGCGUCGUCGUGUCUGUAAUGGAGACAGGUUUGGUUGCUCGCCUCUUGUGUGUUGACAGCCCAAGCAUGGACCGAGAUAUCGAUGAACUCGACAUCACAGCCUUUUGUCCAUCCAAGGAGCUGCCACGAAUGUUUACUCAUCAAAGUGUCACAGAAGCUUACCAGCCACGUGAUAUAGUGAGGGGCAUUGUUUUGUCCAUUAACCCAGAGAAGGAGAAAAUUAUAUUGUCACUUCGGGACAAGUCUGACGUGGCAGAGAAGGAAAUACUUCCUAAAAUAGGACUUAUCAGUAAAGAUGAUUUUCCUGUUCAUUACAGGCGAAAGCUGCAGAAGAAUGAGAUGUCAUUCAAUCAGCUUCUUCAUUCCAUCCUGGGAUUCACCAACAAGGGCAGUGUAGAUUUUCUGCGUUCAUCCCUAGGUCUCAGCAACACAAGCUCGCUUAUGCGAGGACUGCACAGAUUGAAAAUUCCAGAGGAGGAGUAUGCAGACAAACUGAGAAAAUGGCAAGCGCAGAAGCAGGCUCGUUGGAGUGUAGAACAAGGUGUGGAGAUGGUCAAAAAAGGGAGGCAACUGGAGGCCAUCCAGUAUUUGAACCGAGCGCUACAGCUUGAUCCUGACAACACAGAGGCUUUGGUAGCCAGAGGCGCUGUCUAUGCUAAUAACGAGUGUUACCCAAAAGCAGUGGAAGAUUUCGAGAGGGCCCUUGAAGCUGAUCCUAAACAUUCAAAUGCUCGCAAAUACCUCCUCGAAACAAGACUUGCAUUUGGAAGGAGCCAUGAAGAAAGGGAUCAGUUGGAGGAAGCAGAAGAUGAUUACAAGGAGGCACUGAAACUGAAUCCACAAUCAAGCGAAGCUCGAGAUGGGUUGGAGCGGGUCAAACAUCUUCAGGCUAAAGAUAAAUCUAAAAAAGGAAAACAUUCACCUGUGAUUGUUAUUUCAACAUCUGGUUCCUCUGAUGAAGAUGACAAACUGCAGAGGGCUACAGAGACACUUAAACGGUUAAUACAUGCAGACGAUAAGGACAACAGAAAGGCUAAGACAAAGGUGGGCUCUAGGAGUAGAUCAAGAAAGAAAUCAAGAAAACAUAGCCGUAGAAAGUCUCGGCACAAGAAGUCCUAUAUGAGCUCAUCAUCAUCUUCCGAGACUGAUUCAUCCAGCAGUCCAAAUUCAGAAAUCCAGAAAAAACAAAAGCAGCAUUACACAAGAUGCCCUGUGGAUGAUUCGCCAGAUUCAUUAGAAUCGGAACAAGAAAGAAAAAGCAACAGUCGGGGUAAAGACAGACAACUGACUUCAGGGCCCUUACACCGGGAAAAAAUUCAGAUCGAGGGAAAGCAUUUGACGUCAAGGCCCCAAAAGCAACAAUCUCGAGUGAAGGAAAAAGAGCUGUCGAGUGACAGCUCAUUGUCAGAUGCAAGUUAAGAGACAGGCAUUCCCGAAGUCGGAGUAAGAAGUCAAGAAGAAGAUCGCAGUCCCAUUCUCAGUCACAGCAUGUUACCACUGAGGGAAGUACUGGCUGGACCAGUCCACGAAAGUCUAAAGGGAGCAACUUCUCUAAAAGUGCUUACCAAAAUAAAUUAGGAAAACUCAAGAGACAUUCCCAUCCACCAGUGAUUCCUCAAGCCACUUGGGGCGGCAAUCAUCAAGUAGCAGUUCAUCGUCCACGUCUGACAGCAGUCAGUCCAGUAAUUCAUCUGAUGAGAGACAUACACGCCAUAGGAGAGUAUCUUUAGAGACUGUUUCGUCGGAGAAGUCAUCUAGGAGUAACAAGAGAAGUGUUUGGAUAGAAAAGACAGCACAUAACAAAGAUACACAAAAACAUGGGGCAGAAAAACCCAGACAUUUACCUUCGGGUAGUCAAAAUCACCCCACAAGACCAAGCAAAG